This is a messenger RNA of Symbiodinium pilosum, 771 nucleotides long. NCBI's taxonomy places the organism in Eukaryota, Dinophyceae, Suessiales, Symbiodiniaceae. The record is from the annotation of a GenBank genome assembly.
AUGGAUCACUUCGAGGAAGGGCUGCAGCUUUUCCUAGCUCGACAUCAGACGCCAUUGGAAAAGCUGGAGGUGACAGAAUUCAGGCAAAGUUGCUUUACGAGCAGCAGGACCUUGUACAUAUGUGACAGUUGUCUUGGUGGACCUUGCGCUUCUUCAUCGACCGUUCGUGACAGCGAGCAUCCAUCGGUGUCUGGCGCAAAUCCCUGCCAAAGCUGUCAGUUCUGCCGCUCCGCUCAUUCGUAUGUUUUGUAUUUGGAUGCCUCUGGAGCUAUCAAACAGGGCUUGGCUGACGAUGGCGGCUGGAGAGCCUGGACUGUUGGCGAGCCGUUUGCUUCCCAUGAUGUUCAGAAUCUAUUCAGGCAAGUGCAGGAGGGCCAUUAUGAGAUUGUGGUGGCUGAUGCGAGUCAGAGAACUUCUCUCGCGCAUAUGCAGCCCGAGCGCCUUGCUCAAGGGCUAUCUUUGGCGCAAGAGAUUGGCCGUGGCAUUGCAGAACGUGGAGUACUCGGCCUACAAACCUCAUACACAAUCAAGCAUGGUGCGCUAGCAGGAGCGCCGUGCUCGCAUGUUCACAUGGCCGUUACAAGGCGACGCUGCCUUCCGUUUGACCAAAGACUGAGAGCCUCCCGUCUCUUCUAUCGAAGUUACAGGCGUUGCUCCGUGUGCCACUGCCACAUUGCAGCACCCUUCAAUGAUGAGCAUUCGGCAAAGCGCUUGCUCUACGAAACAGGUGAUUUCGUGGCGAUUGUACCAUAUGCGUCGACGCCAUAUCGA